UACAUAGACUUAUGCUUCUAUUGCUAAAUUCUGCAUGUUCUUGCGAUUGAACUUUUUCUUCUGCAACAAAAUCCUUAGGAUUUAAUUCUGCAUUUGCCCAUAAAGAAUAAGUAUGUGCUUGAUGCCUAUGCACUUCUCUUCGCUUUGGAGGCAUUUUGGCCACAUGAACUUGUGCUGGAGUAUCUAUGCAGACCGCCAUGUCAACAUUGCCACCCGUCCUACCAGAAGAAUGAACGCCGCCGCUCUCAAGCGUCUGUUGUCGGCGCUGGCGUACGGACUGUGCAGCUUCCUUAUAGUGGUCUUCAAUAAGAAUGUCCUCACCACGCACAGUUUUCCAUCGUUUCAAGUGGUGGCGCUUGGUCAGAUGGCGGCCACCGUCAUGGUGCUGUUCGCGGGCCGUCACCUGAAGAUCGUCGACUUCCCUCACUACAGCCACGACGUCGUCACCAAAAUUUGGCCGCUGCCGCUCAUCUUCAUCGGCAAUCAAGUGUUCGGCCUGGGCGGCACCAAGCGCCUCAGCUUGCCCAUGUUCACCGUGCUGCGGAGAUUCUCUAUCCUCAUGACUAUGAUCGGGGAGAGGAUCGUCCUCGGCGUGAAGGCCCCUCUGUCGAUCUCCCUCACCGUGUACGCCAUGAUCUUCGGUUCAGUCGUCGCCGCCCUAAACGACAUGGCUUUCGAUGCUAUUGGCUACACGUUUGUGUUAGCGAACGAUGCGUUCACUGCCGCAAAUGGCGUCUACACAAAACAAAAGCUGGACAGCAAGGAGCUGGGCAAAUAUGGCUUGCUUUACUACAACGCUCUCUUCAUGUUCCCCUUCCUCUUUGUUCUCUGCUGCUACAAUGGCGAGCUGGAACUGGCCUACAACUAUCCGAAUUGGUCGGAUCCAAUAUUCCUGGUCCAGUUCGUGUUAUCCUGCGUGAUGGGCUUCAUCCUGAGCUACUCAGUGAUGUUGUGCACGCAGUACAACUCAGCUCUCACCACCACCAUCAUCGGCUGCCUCAAGAACAUCAUCAUCACCUACCUCGGCAUGAUCAUCGGCGGCGACUACGUCUUCUCAUUCUACAAUUUUAUUGGACUCAACAUCAGUGUGGUAGGCAGCGUCGUCUACUCGUGGCUGACGUUCCGCGUCAAAGAACCCAAAGACCAGCCGCCGGUCCUGCAGAGUGCCCCCACCACCGUGUGAUGUACGGCCCCACCACCGUGUGAUGUGCAGCCCCACCACCGUGUAAUAUGCAGCCCAGUCACCGUGUGAUGUGCGCCUCCACCACCGUGUGAUGUGCGCCUCCGCCACCGUGUGAUGUACGCCUCCGCCACCGUGUAAUGUGCGCCUCCACCAUCGUGUGAUGUGCUAUGUACUUUGUUCAAGUGUGUAAAUAAAUCGCAAAGUUGACUCGUGACAGCAAUGGUGGAAAAAAUGCUGGAAAUGGAAACAAAAUCCAGAGAAGUUAGACCAGUAGACAUUGUAUUGCUUAUUUCUUCUGCUCACUCUUGAAACUAUGAAGUAUUAUGAAGUGUACGUAUAAUUGAGCUCGUACAUUAGCUGUUGUGUACAGAGAUGUGAAAUUAUCUGACCUACGUCGUGGCAGCGUAAUGUCUCGUAUGCAACUACUUACUCGCCUAAGUCGAAUAGGAAUUACUAGCAUAAUCUAAUGGUGUGCCUUAUUAUUGCUUGAUAUUUGUGAUCACUUCUGUAUCGUGUACCGCUAAGAUAUAGAAAUCUCAUGAGCUUGCCUGAUGUUGAAUAACUGUACAGAAUUUAUUUAGAUAAUUUUAUUUAAUGGAAGCAGUACGCGCUGCGUACUUAGCGUGUACUGCGUUAAAUUAGAAGUAUUAAUUAUAUUUUUAUAUCUGAAGCUAUUUUACGCAGGGCAUUCAGGCGGGCUUUCCUAAAUUAUACACGUCAACCUACAAGCUAGCGUGUAAUUCAAGGAGUCCGCACUCGCCUCCAUCGUGUAAUGCGUGUUGCGUGUAUAGGGCUACUUACCAUGUCAGAGAUGCGUGUAACGUGUGCCUUGCUUUUUACCAUGCCAGAGAUGCUCGAGGCGGUGUUGCGUGUGCCUCGCUACUUACUAGGCCAUGAUUACUUCAAGCUCAGUUUCCACGGAGUGCCAAGGUCGUUUUUUUACUAUGAUUAUAGUUUUUCUGGUCCUUCAUCUCCUGUAAGGCCAGGAGAUGUAGGUAAUUAUAUUUUCUAUGUAUGCUUGUUUUAAUAAUUUCAAUAUAUAGAAAUGACCAUUUAUUGACACGUCUAAAGCUUUUAAAGACUUGCUGUGUGUGGUGUAAGCACUCGGGGAUGCAUCGUUUGUAUUGCUUUGUUUGUAUGUGCCUGAAAUUGCCAUGAUUAUUGUCCUGCCAAUGGUCCCUGUUACCAAUCAUUGGUUUUUAUAAAGACUAACGGUGCAAUUUGUUACACUCAAUAUAUUUGGCUUAAUCUGUGCAUUAUUCCUUCACUCAAGUACUGUGAAAACGUUUAUUUUUCAUUGAAUGACGGCGAAGUAGCGUUUUUUUUCUUUUUUUUUUCUUAACGAUUACAUUGUGAGAAAAAUCCUACGAAUUAUUAUUUCUCUAUAAUUUAACAAUUGCGCUGCUUCGCCAAAAGUAUAGUGCAUCAUAAUGGCAAUGCAUUUUUCGCCCUUGCAUGGGUCGUUCUGACACAGUUUGACCAUUCAAAAGGGCAUUUCAGUUCUACGUCCACUCGCUGCCCAGCUGUGGGUAAGAAAGUGUCAAUUUAGACAAUAUGAGCAAUUCCUUUUUGUGAGUGAUGCUUGUGAUUCUUCGAAGCAUGAACGUUUGCGUUGCUCAAUGCUCUGAUAUCUUUGUGCUGCCAUGCCUGCUCAAGUGCAGCUAUCAGCUACAUCAAUAUAAUAUAUGGACGGCGGCUCAAAACUAACGUGGGUUGCUUUUCAUCCAAAUGUAACAGGAUGAUGUUUGUGUCGUGAGGAUCUGAUCGCGACUUUUAUCUUUUAUUUUGUGCCAAUUACCUGCAAUUUAAUUUACACCCUUUUCUGAUGACUGUCCAUUUCUAUGGGCUUGCCGGCCCUGAUCGCGUGCAAUUCAGUUCAGAUUUAAGGUGCGGUUCACUGCGAGUCUGUAAGGUCCUUAACUAUGCUGACGCAUCAAAAUACCACUUUGCUUUUUGUGCUCGCAAGCUCUUCGUUGUAGUGAAUAGCCUUAGGAGGUUAAUUUGCGAGCAAUUCAUGCUUCAGUCGUUAAUAUUGUGAUAUUGUUAGUUUCUCUGUUCUUCUAGCUGUUUGGUGAGGUUUUCAACUGUAGAUCAAGAGUCAUGAGCAAGAAAGGAACCUUGGCUGCCAAGGACGACUUUCCUGCCGACUUGCGUAAUACUGAAGUGGCGCUCCAGCGUGGCCUGGGACUGCUACGUUCGAAACACAAAAACUAAGAAUACUAUGAAUUAUUUACCAUUUCCUUUAUGGGCGUUUCUACUUUUCAACAAAUAUUCCGUCUAUAAAUACGAAAUAUUAUCUUAACUUGUGAGGUCAGCUGCUUUCAAGGCCUGUAUUUUACAGGGCUAGUUCUAUUGCUGUGUUGUGCAAUGCCUCAAUUCUGCGGUAUAUAUCACUCAUUUCGACAAUUUAUUGCGUCUAGAUGUACUUUAGAGAAUUGAAAUUAAACAAUUGUGCAUUUUUUACCUAAUUUUAUGCUUCUAUUUAUUUGUUUAGUUUAUGAGUUAAUACGUUAAAUGAUGUAUUAUAUUACGGUACAUCUUGCGUCAAUUUAUCAUGGACAUUUCGAUAUCUGCUCUUACCGUUCUGUCAUAGUCCACUUACCCUGCGCUCAUUUUAAAUCUUAAAUUAAAUGUAUUCAAAUGAUUUCUGUUGAAGAUUGCUUGCCCAUUCAUCUUGUAAAUAUGCAAGUUCUGCUACGGCUGCGCUAUGAACGCGUUUUUGAUAUUAUGCAAGAAUGUCUUUGCACACAGUUUUGUUCAGCAGGGAGUGUUUAAAGUAAGCGUUUUAAUUUUAAUUUCGUGGUGCAAGCUUACAUGUACUCAACUGAAUAAUUAGUAAUUUUACUGUGCAGGAAUUUGUACUUUGCAAGUUGACGCCCAUGGUGUGUGUUUCAGUGUGUCAGUUGGCGGCUUGUUACGUUCCAUUUAAGGGGCUAUGUCACAGGAAGGAAGCACAUGUGUUACAUUUCCAACCGUUCGUCGAGCCCCAGAACUUUCUUGAGGAGGCGGGCAUCAAUUGACGUGCAACAAUUGUCUGGUUUUCUUUCAACAUUGUUUGAUGCCAUAAAAACUUGUAGUAGUAAUAAUUGUUGAAGGUUCAGAAAUCGCUUGACUGGUGCGUACCCGGAAUUUCAUUUUAAUACGUUACCUAUUUUAUCACAGAAUUUAAAAAUGCAUUAGACGGUUGUGACUGCAUCCUUCCAAAUCUUCAUCUAGUUACCUUUAUACUGACAUGAUCGAUGUCUUGGUUCCUCAUGGUGGCUGAAGAAAACCUUGAGUGCUAUACCAGCAGCUAAUGAAAACAGCUAUGGCUCUUAUUCCUUGAUUGUGCGAAGAGCGGACAUGGCACUACUAACCUUAUGCUCAUUCGUGUUGUUUUUCCAGCUGUUGUCCUCUAAGACUUGAGUAAUGAAAGUGUCCAUGAAAAGCUAA
Molecule: messenger RNA, 4615 nt
Organism: Hyalella azteca
Lineage: Eukaryota; Metazoa; Arthropoda; Malacostraca; Amphipoda; Hyalellidae
Gene: frc
Product: UDP-N-acetylglucosamine/UDP-glucose/GDP-mannose transporter-like
Exons: 8
Coding region: 113-1183 (356 amino acids)
Cellular component (GO): Golgi apparatus
Molecular function (GO): GDP-fucose transmembrane transporter activity; antiporter activity
Source: RefSeq, a predicted model, not a curated record